Molecule: messenger RNA, 2199 nt
Organism: Eimeria tenella
Lineage: Eukaryota; Apicomplexa; Conoidasida; Eucoccidiorida; Eimeriidae
Product: heat shock protein, putative
Exons: 11
Coding region: 1-2199 (732 amino acids)
Biological process (GO): protein folding
Cellular component (GO): cytosol; nucleus
Molecular function (GO): ATP binding; ATP-dependent protein folding chaperone
Source: RefSeq, a predicted model, not a curated record
AUGGCAGUCCUGGGCAUCGAUAUUGGCACUCAAAACUCCGUGCUCGCCACCAUUCACCGCGGAGUUGUCUCAGUCGUCCGCACGGAGCUCGCGGACCGCCUCACUCCUUCUUUAGUUCUUUUCUCCCAAGGCCACAGACUUAUGGGCGACCAUGCCGCCCCCUUGGUGCGCAGCCAAGCAAAAGCCUGCUGCCGCUCCUUCAAAAACCUGCUGGGCGAAGUCUUCAGCGAGUCUUCGCGAGUGCCGCGGGAGCAGAAGUUCCAGCUGGCGGAGGUCGCGGAAGCUCCGGGAGGCGUCGCCGGAUUCAAGGUGCGGACGGGCGCCGGCGAGGAAGUGCUGCCGGCGAGCCGCGUGUGCGGGGCCUUCCUCACGAAGCUGCAGCAACUCGCGGAGGCCGCCACGGGAAGAACUGCGAAGGAAGUGGUGCUGUCUUGUCCCUGCUGGUUCCGCGAGCGGAACCGGCAGGCGCUGCUGGACGCGGCGCGGGUGGCGGGCCUGAGUUGCCUGCGCGUCGUCAGCGACUUGACCGCGACGGCGCUGGACUACGGGCUCUACCGGCGGCAGCACUUCACGGAGAAGCCGACGGUGGUGGCGUUCGUCUCCGUGGGCCACUCUGCUGCUGCUGCUUCCGUUGCUGCCUUCACUGCAGCAGGAGGCGAAGUGCUCGCGGAAGUCUCGAACCCAGACUUGGGGGGCCGCGACUUGGACUUGUUAAUAGCGCAGCACUUCGCCAAGAUCUUCGAGAAGCAGCACGGGCUCAACCCCCUCGAGAACCUCAAGGCGAGGCUCAAGCUGGAGGACCAGGCGGAGCGGACGAAGAAGAUCCUGUCUGCGAACAGCGAAACGACCUUUGCAAUUGAAUGCCUCAUGGAAGACAGAGACCUUUCGGGAUUAAUAACUCGCGAAUUGUUUGAAGAGCUUUGCGCGAACACAUUUAAGCCUUCGCUGCUGAAGCUACUGCAGCAGGCGCUGAACAUCAGCGGUUUGCAAGCUGCCGACAUCGCCUUCGUUGAGGCCGUCGGGGGCUGCACCAGAAUCCCUUGGAUUCAAAAGUGCAUCAGUGAGGCUUUUGGAAAAGAAAUUUCGCGGACUCUUUCGGGCGACGAGUGCGUGGCCAGGGGCUGCGCCCUCCAGGCAGCAAUGGCGUCGCUGCACUUCAAAGUCAAGGAGUUUGACUUUGGAGAAAAGCUGUGGCACCCAGUGGCCCUCAGAUGGACUGGAGAGGGCCCCGUGCAGUGCAGCACGCAGCAGAUGGAGGGGGGCCCCCCGGGGGACCCCCAGGAGGGGGCCCCCCCUGCUGGCUGCCGCGAAAUAGAACUUCCUUUGGGGACUCCCACGAACACUUUGCGCAAAAUAACAUUUAUCCGAAGUGCUUCCUUCGAGGUGCAUGCAGCUUACAAAGAUUUGGACCCAAACAGCGUUUCUGCAGACCUAGGAAGACUGACGGAAAAAGAAGUGCUGGAGUUCCGGGAAAUGGAGUUGGAAAUGAUUAAUGAAGAUCGGGUUCAUCGGGAAAAACAAGAAAAGUUGAACGAGCUGGAAACUGCGGUGUACGUACUCCGCGACGGGCUCGCGGGGCCCCUCAGCAACUUCGCCUCUCCAAAUGAAAAACAAAAUUUAAAUAAAGUUUUGGAAGAAGUUGAGAGUUGGGUGUACGAACACCAGCAGGACCCGCAGCUCACCAAGACCGCCAUUGCGCAGCAGCUGCAGCAGCUCGCUGCUCUUGCUGCUCCCGUCCAGCACAGGCAGCAGCAGCAGCAGCGACGCCAGGCCGCUGCGGAGAAACUCCGCGCCACCAUACAGGAGUGCCGGCACACAGCGACAGCAGCAGCUCCAGAAUAUGCCCAUAUUGAGCAGCAAGUGAUGCAGCAGCUGCUGCAGGCAGCCGAAGCAGACGAAGGCUGGCUCAACAGAGUGAUGCAAGAAGCUGCUGCGCAGCCGCCAACAGAAAACCCCACAGUUUUGGCAGAGACAAUUGAACAAAGAAAUUCAGAUCUUUUUGCAUUUAUGAAAAAGAUCUGCUCCACUCCCAAACCCAGACCUGCUGCCAGCCCUGCGCCUCCUGCUGCUGCUUCUGAAGACGAAAUGGAUGUCGAGGGGGCCCCGAGGCAGCAGCAAGAAGAAGCAGCAAAAGGAGAAAAUGCAAAAUGUGAUCAAGAGUUCAAAGAGCCGAUGGUUGAGGAGCCCAGCGACCCCUGA